Balaenoptera musculus (blue whale) is the source of this 4274-nucleotide messenger RNA. It is a transcript of the gene BMT2, whose product is annotated as base methyltransferase of 25S rRNA 2 homolog. The record is from RefSeq and is a predicted model, not a curated record. Gene Ontology annotation, biological process: negative regulation of TORC1 signaling. The transcript has 5 exons. The coding region runs from base 66 to 1724 and encodes 552 amino acids. Lineage: Eukaryota; Metazoa; Chordata; Mammalia; Artiodactyla; Balaenopteridae.
CACCAGAAUAUAACUCGCAAAGGGGGAAAGAGCUAGAAGACGAAAGAAUACUGGGCGGUAGAAAGAUGCCCAACCUAAGCAAGCUCAGACGCGCAAGCGCGUGGCUCACGGCGCGUCUCCGUGGCCUCACCACAGCGCCUGCGCACAGGAUCCCCGGAGCGGCGGGGAGAGGAGAGGAGCAGUCGGGCCUGGCGCUCCUACCGCCUCAGCAACUCCAGCCUGCAAGCUCCGCCUCCUUCAGCUGCUCGCCUUCCCAAACAAGCGGGUGCGUCCCAGGCGCUCUCCGUCCAUUGGCCCUUGGCCUUUUCCGUUUCCGCCCAGCCCUCCAGAGUCGACCAAUCAGCUUGUGCGUUUGGGUAAGUGGCCACCUCCUAGGCCGUCGCUCCAGGUCCUCUGCCUCCUCCCGCUGCUGCCUCCGCUGCUGCCUCCUCCUUCCCCACCUCCUCCGUCAGGCGGGUGGCUGCGGGGGCCUGAGGGGCGGCGGCGGCGGCGGCGGCGGCAGCGAUAUGGAGCCGGGGGCCGGCGGCCGAAGCGCUGCUCGCGGGCACGGGGCCAGGCCCCCGAGCAUUCCGCUGCCCAGGGAGCAGGAGCGGAAGCUGGAGCAGGAGAAGCUCUCCGGGGUGGUAAAGAGCGUCCACCGGCGGCUCCGCAAGAAGUACCGGGAAGUGGGAGAUUUUGAUAAGAUCUGGCGAGAACAUUGUGAGGAUGAGGAAACACUUUGUGAAUAUGCUGUUGCAAUGAAAAAUUUGGCAGAUAAUCAUUGGGCAAAAACUUGUGAGGGCGAAGGUCGUAUUGAAUGGUGUUGUAGUGUAUGCAGAGAAUAUUUCCAAAAUGGUGGGAAGAGAAAAGCACUUGAAAAAGAUGAAAAAAGAGCUGUACUCGCCACUAAGACCACUCCAGCCUUAAAUACGCAUGAAUCUUCUAAACUUGAAGGUCAUUUAACCAACCUCAGCUUUACAAACCCUGAAUUUAUAACUGAGUUGCUACAAACCUCAGGAAAGAUCAGAUUACUUGAUGUUGGCAGCUGCUUUAACCCAUUUCUGAAGUUUGAAGAAUUUCUAACUGUUGGCAUAGACAUCGUACCUGCUGUAGAGAGUGUGUAUAAAUGUGACUUCCUGAAUUUGCAGCUUCAGCAACCACUCCAGCUUGCACAGGAUGCUAUAGAUGCCUUUUUGAAGCAGCUAAAAAACCCUAUUGAUUCUCUUCCUGGAGAACUUUUCCAUGUGGUUGUUUUCUCUCUCCUUCUUUCCUAUUUUCCAUCACCUUACCAGCGAUGGAUUUGCUGCAAGAAAGCCCAUGAACUGUUAGUGUUAAAUGGUUUAUUGCUUAUCAUCACACCUGAUUCCUCCCAUCAGAACCGUCACGCUAUGAUGAUGAAAAGCUGGAAGAUUGCUAUAGAGUCCCUGGGCUUUAAACGUUUCAAGUAUUCAAAAUUUUCACAUAUGCAUCUGAUGGCAUUUAGAAAAACCUCCCUAAAAACCACAAGUGACUUGGUUAGUAGGAACUACCCAGGGAUGUUAUAUAUUCCUCAAGAUUUCAACAGUAUAGAAGAUGAGGAAUAUUCUAAUCCUUCCUGCUACGUUCGAUCAGAUAUAGAAGAUGAACAGCUAGCAUAUGGUUUCACAGAGCUCCCUGAUGCUCCAUACGACUCAGAUUCUGGAGAAAGUCAAUCCAGCUCUAUUCCUUUCUAUGAGCUAGAAGAUCCCAUAUUACUUUUAAGUUAAUAUAAAAGCAAAAGGCCCUUUCAGUCCAGACUCCUAAACUUAAUUGCUUACACUAAUCAGAAAUACUAACAUGAACUCAGUACUUAAAACCUGCUUUGCAUAGAAGAAAUGCAAAGGUUUACAGAGUUUGCUAUUUUUUUCUACUUCUGGAUUUUAAAAUUUAUUCUUAUAUAGAAAGCUUAAAGUUUCACGCAGAGUGACUCCUGUCAUAGCAGAAACCACUGUUAUUUUAGCAUUUAGCACUAAGAUAUUAUAGAAAGGUACCUUUUUCUCUUUAGUGCUAUUGUGAAAAAUGAAGCAUAAUUUGCUAUGUAUUUUUCUUGUUUUCAUCUUUUCAGUGUUGACUUUAAACCAUUGCAAUGAGAAACUAAGAUAUGUAGAAAGCUGUAGAUUGCACUUUGAUGACUCACAAGUUAAAUGUGACAGAGAUAGAUUGGUUUAGUAGUUUUGUGAUGCACUUAUUCUUUUUUCUAACUAAAUUGUUACCUGUUAUAGAAAGCCAUUUUGGCUCAGUUUUGUCUGAUGAUUGAACAUUCCCCAAACUUUUUGGAAUUGAUAAUUCUUAUUCUUUCUUGCUUGCUCAUUUGGCAGCAUCAGACAUUGGGGAGAUAUUUCCCCCGAAGUAUGUAUUCUAAUUUGAUUAGCAUAGUACAGUAAACACCAUUGCCAAAAUAGAGUUUUCAUAUCUUUCUUGUUGAUUUGGGCCUUGGUGUUAAGUAUAUUUAACGGUGAGAAUUCACUUUUACUUUUUUACAUUUAGAUUUCAUUUACAAAAUUUUCUAUUUAAGCAAGGAACAAUAUAAUACUCAAUACUGACCCGAAACACAUUUGUUAAAGGGUUUGCACUUGUAAGAGAGCUUAUGUUCUACCUAGACCAACCUUAAUAGGGUCCUCACCUUUCCAUUAAGGAGGUGCUGCACUACAAGUCUGGAAUUACAUAGAAAAAUUUUAAAUUAACCCUCUCCUGGUAAUCUCAUAAAAUGGUUUUGACGUUUUGGUAUUCUAAUUUCUAUCUAAAUCCUAGCAGAAAUUUUUCUUUGAAUAUAUAAACCAUUAGUUGGCUGUGGGAAUUUUCCCUUUCCACAUUGAUAAAUGCCUUUCUGUGUUUCUGAAUCAGAAGCAAAUGAUUAAGGAGAAAUAUAUGUCCAACAAGACAAGAUUAGUUUAAAUGGCUAAGAACAUUUAGUCCACAUUGUCUUGUCAGCCAGCAAUUGUCAUGUAAACUAUCAUUUUUAAGAGUGCCACUGUGUGGAUUUUUUUUCAAGUGGUUAUUACAUUAAAAUUACCUCAUACUGAGGUUUUUGCACUGAAAUAUCACAGUUUCAGAUUUCAUGGUUAAUGUUGUGUGUGUGCGUUUUUAAAGGAAAUUUGCAUUUUCAAUAGUUGAUCCUAAAUUCAUAAACUGAACUUCUUUACUCUGAUAAAAGUGUUUUUGUGCUUAUUGUGAAUUGCUGUAGUUAACUCUGAAUGUCAAACUUUAUUUAGAAAUAAAAAAUUUACCCUUUAAGAUAUAAAUGGUUGAGUGUGUAUACCCAAUAUUUCAGAUUAAAUUUCACAUUCUAAAUUAAUGAAAGUAACAAGAUUGUAAUUAACCUAAAAGUCAGUUGAGUAAAUGCAAUAAAUAUUGGUUGCUCAAGUAUGCCAGAAGUAACUUGAAGUUUUUCGUUUACUUUCAAUAGCAUAAGAUUACUUAAUAAUAAGGAAUAAUUAGGACUUUCUUUCCAAUUAAGCACUACAGGUCAAGUCUUGUAACUCGCCCAAAAGAAGAAAAAAAACACUGUUUAGGGUAACAUAGAAAUGUGUGUUGUUAGUACCUCCUUUACCAUACGGUCCGUUUUCUGUGAUUUGGCUAAAUGCUAUCUUAAAGGCAAAGAAAAGCAACAUACCAAACAAAAGUGCUUUGAAAGUAAAUGAAAACAGUGCUUUUGAGAGGCUGGUGUAAGUAUUGAUAUAUGACCUUGGAGUUAGCCCAUGUGUUACAGCUAAAAUGUUGGUGCUAUAAAUUCUUCUGAUUGUUUACAGAUGUUGAUUCUGCUUAUGCUCCAAAGUGUGCAUGAUGUGUUUUAAGUAGUACUUUAAAGAAAAAUCUCUUUAUAAAAACCUAUACUCUCACUUAGUAUAAAUUUGUUUGGAUUUAUAAAUCUCAUUUGUUACUGUAAAUUCAUCUUCAAAAUUAGGUUGGCGCAGGAUUUAAACUAACACGUAUUCCACCAAAGCCAAUUCAACAUAUAAAUGUUAAAAUAUAAGCAGUCAUGUGGCUUGGUGCCAGAUUAUAUAUGUAAUGACACAAGAAGUUAUUAGAGCCUUUAAUACUGUAUGGGUACUCUUGAGAAUGAUUUUGUUUGGAUAUGAAGAAGUUAAGGGGCCUCCUGUCACAUUCACAACAGUAUUCUCCAAAAUAAUUUGAUGUUUCAAAAACAAAUGAUCAUUUGCUUGGUUUCUUCAGGAUUAUGACUAGAUCAAGUGGUUUAUAUGAUAGUUGCCAAGUGGUGGGAGGUGGCUUAUCUGAAAAUGUAUGUUUGUGUUGUAUUUUUUCACAUUUUGUGAACA